Molecule: messenger RNA, 3951 nt
Organism: Pseudogymnoascus destructans
Lineage: Eukaryota; Fungi; Ascomycota; Leotiomycetes; Thelebolales; Thelebolaceae
Exons: 3
Coding region: 506-2572 (688 amino acids)
Source: RefSeq, a predicted model, not a curated record
CCUCUCCUCUCCUCCUCUUCUCUUCUACUUCUUCUCUUCUCCUCCUCCUCUCUUCUACUUCUUCUCUUCUCCUCCUCCUCUCUCAGAUAGUGCAGUCUACAGUAGAGAACAGCCAGAAAUCCCCAGAAAAAAGUGCAAUCUUCAACCUUCUCUUUAUUUUCUAAAGAUACAAUUCUUUACUCCGUUCCUGCCCUCGUUAUCGAACAUAUAUACUGCAUAUGUACCUGUCUACUACAGACGUAUAGAACGCUACGCUGUACAGUACGCACAGGCGUGGCCAAAACCGAGGGAAAUCUUUUAAAUCCUCACUGCUCUCUUCUUUCAACUCUUUUAACCUCAAACCAACUUUACCAAAAAAAAAAAAAAAAAAAAAAGCCCACCUUCUGACGCCAUUCCCACGGCCACAAUCGUCGCACCCCCACCACAAACGAACAUCAAUUCAAACAAUCCAAACGCAACCAUAAACAACUACUGUGACACACCGACGGCCACGACAGGCCACGACAUGGCCGUGUCGACGCCGGUGGCAGUGCCAGCACCCAGGCAGCGCGCCCCAGGGGAGAAGCAGAUGCCGCUGCGGGAGGAGACGCUGCGCAAGAUCACCGAGCCCACUUUCACCGCCGACCGCGAGGAGCGCACCUCCUUCGCCUCGGUCAAAGAGGACCGCUCCGCUGUCGCCCAGUCAUUCCUCGACUCGCGCAUCUCCUCCUACGCCGCCUUCCCCGACGACGCAAUCGACGAGAGCGACUCCGACCACGCCACCUCCCCCAUCUCGCCCACCGACGUCUCGCGCUCCUCCUCCCUCACCACCACCGAUGACGACAACGAGAACGCCUCGACUGCGGUGGCACAGGUGAUCAUCUCGCCCGCCGCCCCGGCCGCUCACAACGUGCACGCGGACUCACAGGUUCCAUCUCAAUUAAUGGCAUCGGCGCUAGGCGCACCGCUAACGAACCCAGCGUCGACCCUGCACUCUUUCGUCUGCCCCUGCGAUGGCUUCCGUGGCUGGAAGGAGAUCCCCGUGAGGGGCAAGAUGGCCAGCAGGAGCUUCAGCGACCUCCGACAAUACUCCAACAAGGGCUUCACCUGGGAGCCCACCCCCUUCCUCGCCCCAAUCCAGCCUCCCAAGCCCGUCAAGCCAUCGACUUUCCCGGCAGGCGAAGCACCGCUCGAGAGGCUGCCAACUGAGUUACUGGGCGCUAUUAUUGACCAGAUGGUCGCGGACAUCCCUCCGAACGGCCUGCAGCCGCGAAACAUCGACUUGAUGGCCCUCCUCUUGACCUCGCGCGCGCUGCACUCUGCUACGCUCGCCACGCUCUACAAGCAGGUCACCAUCCCGCACUCGACCGUUUUCCGCAAGCUCCUGCACCAUAUCAAGGAAUACCCCGCCCUGGGCACGAUUGUGCGCCGCCUCGACUUCUCGCACUUCAACCCCACCGGAUCCGGCGUGACUGCGCGGCAGCGUGCCGAGACGCAGAACCUGACGCAGCAGACGAUGCUCGAGUGCCUGGAGCUGCUGCCCAACCUGCGCGAGUUCCUGGCCCAAGAGCACAUUGACGAGGAGCUCAGCGUGGAUGUCCUACGCAAGCUCUUCAACAACCCGCAGCUGCGCGCACUCGACUUCUGCGCCGCCUCUUCCGCCAUCUUCCGCACAUCCAUGAUGACCUUUGUGCGCUCUCUGGACCUCCCCGAGCUGAUGCCUAUCACGCGUCUCUCCUUCCACGAAUGCACCAUUCUGCCAUCUGUCGUGCUCGAGACGCUUCUCCCGCGCCUCCCUAACCUCACCCAUCUCGACGUCGCGCGCACACGCAUGUCCGACAAGGCGCUCGCUGCCAUCCCCGAGACAGCGCGCCUGACGCACCUCAACCUGAGUAGAUGCCAGUCCCUCUCCGGCGACGCCGUCGUCGAGUUCCUCACCACCCACCCCUCGGUCAAGGAGCUCCUCUACCUCAACCUGUACAUGGACGCCAAGUCCGCCGAGCUCCUCGCCGAAACCCACGUCACCUCCCUCCUCUCCAUCCUCCCUUCCACCCUCAAAUCCCUAAACCUCAAGGGCAGCGCCAUGAACGCCACGCACCUCUCCCUCCUUGAGCCCCUCACCAAGCACGUCGAAGAACUCGGCCUCGGCAGGAACUUAAACUACACCUCCCUCGUGCCCCUCCUGAAGCCGCCACCGGCUACCAAACCCGAUGAGCUGGCCCGUUGGGUCCCGCAUGCCCUGCGCUACAUCGAUAUCUCCGACUUCGGGCCUGAGCGCAUCGACUUCAGCGCUUUAUUCGGAAAGGCCACCACCGCGCUCGAUGAGCUCUCCAUGCCACUCGAGGUCAUCGAGGUGUGUCAGCGCGUGUACGACCGCUUCCUCGACCGCGAGCGCACCUUCAAGGCUGCGGGUUGGGUGGUCAAGGAGGCGGGUCGACGGGGGUGGCUCGUCCGCGAUCUGAGUAAAGUUGAUGGAGGGGAUGAUGGGGCGAGAGGGUGGAAGAUGGGAGCGACGUACUGGGGGAUGCGGAAGGUGCCGGUGGCGAGGGCGGAGGUGGGGGGGAUGUAUGGGCUUUAUAUGUUUAAGCGGUAGAGGAGGUACCUCUUUGUUUUGAGAACUGUUUUGUCUUUGGUUGGCGGGGAAAGACAAGGGGGAACGCAUUAAAGCAUAGCAUAGCAUGCAUGGAGCUGGGGAGUUUUUUUUUUUUUGCGAUUUGGGUUUCUGGCCUGCGUUUGCUUAGGGGGAGGCACUGCAUCGCGAAAGGGUAUAUGCAUUUGGUCAGCAGCAUUUGUUAUCCUUUUUACACUGGAAAUACCCCUGUGAGGAAUACCAUGGGAUUGGAGGGCAGCAGCUGGAGGGAAAACGGGGGGGUUGCACGCAUCGAAAGCAUGGCGAGCGUCGAGCCGUCUGUUUUUAUUUUCGCCCUCUUAAAUUGGGGGGAAAGAGAAAUGAAACAAAAGAGAGAAGACUGAUGAGAGAGAUGAGGAAGGAGGAGAGUUUUCUGAGAUGUCGUGUGUAUUGUGUCGUGUUGUUGUGCAAUGAUCCCCGAUUACCUUGCCCUCUUGCUACUGCCAUUGUGCCUCCCUCCCCACCAUCUCAAACGACGAACGCAGAGAUGUAAUGACCGCUUACUGAUGCGUUUGGAUCUGGCAAUGGAAUGGAAUGGAUGGCAUGCAGUUGAUGGCCUGGGAGGAGAUGGGAGAUUAUGCGGCUGUGUGGUGCUGGAUGGGAGCUGAGUUGAGCUGAGAUGAGCUUUAUGAUCGAUGCGAGGAUAUGAUAUGGGAGAUGAUUAUCCGGAGAUCUUAUGACACCGGACACUGAGUGCUGGACAUGGAGAGGGAGGAAAGACACUCACCCACGAUCCGAUCGAGCCAAACAUGGAGAGAGUGGAAAAAUUAUCAAAUCCCUCCUCGAAGUUAAGAAACGACCGACGAGGCGUGGCCGGAGAAGGAUAACGAGGUUCCGAGAAGUUAUUCCCUACCACGACCGCGUUUCACACUGUCAAUAUAACCUUAUGGUUUUCGUUGAAGGGGUAGAGCUGGAUGGAUUGAGGGAUGCUGCAUCGCGAGGGUGGCAGCUUAUCGUUGCCGGGGAAAAGGCUUACAAUGACAGGCUGGGCGGAAGGACAGUUGGUUCACUGGAGAUUGUUACAUGCGGCUGGUAUUGUCUUUUACGAACGCGCUGAGUUUCAGGGAGAGGGUAUUUACUUUUAACGAUGCUUUUUGACGGGUUUUACGUUUUGCGCUGGGUUUUUUUCACUGCUGUUGAUUUGAUGGGAGAAAUGAGUGAUGGUACAGGGUGAUGGGCUCUCUUCUCGUUUUUGGAGUAUGGAUGAGAAAACAAAAGGGGAGGGAUUAAUAAGGGAUAAAUAAAAAAUGGAAAAAUUCUUAUCUUGACUUUUAAUUUAAAAAAAGAGCUUAUAUAACAUACUACAAAAUAGCGAAACCCUACUAAUUAGAUAUAAAAUGGCG